CAAGAUCAAAAUGACGCCGUUGCAAAGUGUCACUCUGUGUGUCACGCGUGUCGCAUGGUUCACGUCAAAACAUCAGCUGGUCAGCUUGUGAAAACAGACAGAGACAAAAGCUGCACAAAUACCAAUCAGACUUUCAAGACACUCAACCUCACCAGGACCUUCCUACACAAAACAAAUCAACUCCACCGCAUAUAGCCUGACCACAUCACCUCCGCAUCCCGGACCUGUGGGGCACUAGAGGCUGUGACACACAGCCUACACUGCCCCAACAAACCCCCAAGAAGAAGAAGACAAAGACAAAACAGUGAACAAGAUAGACAAAAUGUGUAAGUGAUGGAGCGUAGGAGAAGACGUGAUAAUUUACAAGCGAUAUAAAGCGGAACAGGUGAAAAGAAGCAGCUAGGUGGCUACUUGGCCAGGCCACAUCCAGACACUGCUCCACCACCACCACCUUGCCUGUCACCGUUUCACUGGUGUGUGCUGGCCUGAGGAAGACAGGGCAGCUGUGUGGUCUGUAUGGCCCUCCAGGACUCACAGGGCCUCCCAGCAGACUAGUGUAACGGCUCCUCGCAGCACCGUGUCCACCUUUGGUCUGCCUUGCACCUGCCUGGAGGACAGGCAGGACGCGUUGACAACUACCACAUCUGUGACACAGUGACACCUUCAAAGGUCUCCAGGACUCACCGCAGCCCCACAACAUCAACACCGAGUCACCUGCACCAUUGCAAUCAAUCAAGGGACCAAGAUGGUUGUGCAAGACAAAGGCCACUCCUACCUGAGGCUGCUGAUUGUGCCAGCAGCCUUCACUGGUGCCUCCCUCUUCCUCUGGCUGCUCUUCAUCAAUAGACCCCAAGUCAAAAGUGGCAGCAGCCUAGAUAUUCAUUUUCCUACGUCUCUCAAAGACCUCCGUGAGCUUGUAGAGACAUCAGCCACUUACAAGGAGGACCACUGGUACUAUGUCUUGUUGCUCUUCUCUUCAGCCUACAUAUACAAGCAGACCUUUGCCAUUCCAGGAUCAGCACUCUUGAAUCUUUUAGGUGGAGCCCUGCUGGGUUGCUGGCCUCUGGGUUUUCUUCUCUGCUGUUUGUUAACUGCUGUAGGAGCCUCAAAUUGUUUUCUGCUGUCCCGCCUUGUUGGAGCCGAUAUUGUCCAGGCCAAGUUUCCAGCAAAAAUCAAGUGGCUUCAGGAGAAGGUGCAUGAGAAUGAGCAUCAACUGUUUCUGUUCUUGGUGAGCCUGCGAGUGUUUCCCAUGACGCCCAACUGGCUCCUCAAUGUGAUUGCUCCCUACGUUGGUGUGCCGCUGCCCAUGUUCUUCCUCUCAGUGUUAUUUGGCUUGUUACCGUACAACUUCUUGUGUGUGCAGGCGGGAGAGGUGCUGUCAGACGUGCAGUCCAUGGAUGACGUGUUCACACCCAGGACACUCUUGGGACUCAUCACCCUUGCUCUUGUCAUGUUCUCUUUGUCUUAUUUUACCCGAAAGAGUAAGAUGAAACGUAGUGAAUAGGCAUAUUAAUAGAAAUUAAUGUACAUUUAUUUCAAAGUCAAGAAUUUCUUUGGGUCAUAAUUAGAAAUAAUUUAUUCUUUUAUGCAAAAAAAACCCAUUGGAUUGAAGAGUUUUAUGAUAUAGUAAAACAUCAGCAUAAUGAAUAAUGAUGUGGUGAAUAUCAGAUUGAACAAACUCCCAAGUCCUUAGAACAAAUUUACUAUUUAACAAAUCUUAGGUCAUUAAAAGCAGGCAAUUCCACUAAAUGUAGCUGUAAGUCUCAAGUCUCUAAUAUUUGUUAUCAAUUAGAAACAUUUUUUUGUUGCUUUAAAUAUAGGAGUGUAUAGGACAGUCCACCAUGGAACUGAGUGGCUCUGGUUAUUAGGAAUUGCUGCAGUGCUCAUCAGGUAAACUAGUUGCUGAAUAGUCCACAGAGACUGACAGUAGUGGUAGGAGGGGAUGGAGAGACUGACAGUGGUGGUAGGGGUGGCUGGGGAAACUGACAGUGGUAGUAGGGGUGGCUGGGGAGAGUAGAGGUGUUUCCAAAUGUAAUAGUAUUAACAGUUCACUUGUUUUUAAUUGAUGCAGUUUAAUUCAAAGCACAUAUCUAAUGACUACUACAAGUACAAGUGGUUGGACUUCUUUGAUGUUAUUUGGUGGAGCAUAAGACAGUUCCUCUCCACUGGGGACCAAUAGGGCUAAGAAUGUCUUGUCUGAGCCACCCCUUGUUGGGUUGCUGGCCUCGUGUAUAGAUAGAUAUUAGAUAGACUAGUGUUCUAUAGAACACAUUCCACAUACUAGACAAAAUAAAAUGUCAUUGAUGUUAGAAGCAAAAGUAUAUAACUGAGAGAGUAUAUCACACCAUCACUACCAUUCCCCAAUCGGUGUGCAACUUCUAGGAUCUCCAUCUGUGUCAGUCUUUUCUCAGUGCAGUGUUGUGAGUAUGGUAUAGUGCCAAAGGCCUCUCGAGGUGCUAGGAUGGACCAGUGGUGCUGGUGGUGAAGCCAAUGCUAACUUCAUAAUAGAAGAAGAAAAGUUAUUUAGUGAUUUUUAUUUAUUUUUUAAUUUAAUUUCUUGAAACCUGCUAUAAUAACCAUGAGAUAAAGUGGAAUUUUGAAUAUAAUCAACUUAUCUUUCCACUGUUAGUUUGUUAUGUUGAGGUUUUACUAAAAAAAUGUUUACUGUUGUACUAUAUAUGUAUUUUAUAUAGAGAAGUGUGUGCAUAUGUGUGGUGACUUAGAUGUAUGGUCAUACAGUUAACCCUUGUUAUAUCAAAUCCUAUUAUACUGAAUUUUCCAUUUACUGAACAUAACAUGGCUUACUGACUAUUUACCUGAUUUAUUGAACAAAGUGGAGGUGGAACAUUGAAUCAGUGUCAACAGCACUGGGAGAGUGUGAGUGAUUAAAGGUAGGAGGUAAGGAGGAAUAAUGGUGGUGGUGGUGGUGAGCACUCACCGCACUCACCCACAUACCCAAACACUGCCUCUGCCUCAGCCACACAGCAGCAGUUGAAGCGGAAGAUGUAUACACCCCACUCUAGAGUUUUGUGCUUGCUUGGUUCCUUAAAUACAGUGCUAAACUUGAGGAUCACAAAACUUGCAUUAUUGAAAACACAUAAAAAUUCUUGUUUCGGCAAGUUAAAAAAUUGUUCCCCCCC
This is a messenger RNA of Portunus trituberculatus (swimming crab), 3140 nucleotides long. RefSeq names its product transmembrane protein 41A-like. Bases 746 to 1504 code for a protein of 252 amino acids. The transcript has 6 exons. The record is from RefSeq and is a predicted model, not a curated record. Lineage: Eukaryota; Metazoa; Arthropoda; Malacostraca; Decapoda; Portunidae.